CCGUGAACUGCUCCAUGGACUUUCCCUUCAUCUUGUGUCUUUUCUCCUUCCCCUUGCUUUCAAACUGACCCUGUUUCUUUCGUCCCAUGCUGGCCCCUCACUAGUUACCUGCUGGCCCCUUGGUAGUUAACUUAGUAUAAGUUAGUUAUCGGUAAUAGCAAGUCCCUGUUAGCAAAGUAGUUAGAAAUAUUUACAAGUCCAAAUCGAUCCUAAUUUAGAAUGAUCUCUAAGAAGUGUUGGUGAGGAACAGUUACCUACGCGAUGAAAACAUGCGUUGGUAAAUAGCAUGUCGGCUAGUCAGCUAGUCAGAGCGAAGGAUGGGGGCGCAUGCGCAGUGGUCAGCUGACUUGUCACCUGAUUGGUCACCUGAUCACUCCAGCUUUUAGCAACACUGUGUUAUAACGCGGUUGUUUCCUGUCCGUGUAUUUCUAUGAAUAGCCGCUCUAAUUGACGCUAUGUGGUCGUGGCUGUACCUCAAUCUCCUCCUGACUCCUGCGUUCGCAGGGAAGAUGAAGAUCGUGGACGAACCGAACACGUUCGGAUUGAACAACGCUAUUCUGGCUCAAGGGAGCCGAUUACAGCCCCGAGUGACGCCGUCCCCCGUCUCCGGUCCAGCCCAUCUCCAUCAUUUGGCUGGAAAGUGUUUUAGUUUAAUAGAGUCGAUGUAUAAAUAUGAAUUCUGUCCAUUCCACAACGUCACACAACAUGAGCAGUCCUUCAGAUGGAACGCCUACAGUGGAAUCCUGGGGAUCUGGCAGCAGUGGGAGAUGGUGAACAACUCCUUCACCGGCAUGUGGAUGAGCGAGGGGGACGCAUGCGCCAGUAGGAACAGGCAGACCAAGGUCCAGCUGACGUGUGGCGUGGGCAGCCGCCUGGCCGCCGUGUCCGAGCCCAGCACCUGUGUUUACCACCUGACCUUCGAGACGCCGCUGGUCUGCCAUCCACACUCCCUCCUCGUGUACCCCACCCUGAGUGAGCCGCUGCAGAAGGAAUGGGACGAGGCGGAACAAGCUCGCUACGAAGGCCUCAUCACAGAGCAGGGGUACAACAAUCUUCUAAGGGAUAUCUUUGAAGAUGCUGGUUUGCUGAAGAGCCAGAGAGUGAAGGUGAAAGCCGAACUCCCCGGUCUCCCAAAGACACACUCCUCCCUCCAGGAGUGUGGCGAGGACUACCAGAAACAGAGUGAAGAAAUGAAAAGACUACGCGCGCUCCUCACCAAAAACAACAUUCCCUUUGAAUCCACCGGCGGCAGGCCUCCAGCCAGCAGUACGGCCCCCAACCCACAACAACAAAGGGGAGAUCCUGGCUCCCUGGACCUGAUGUGAAAGUUAUUUUUGAUAUUUUCAGGAGUUCUUCGUGUUGUAACGGAGGACUUGGGCAACUAAAGGGAAGCUUGUUGAAUGUGUAUAUAAUUCUAAAGAGUCGGCAUGGAGAAUAAAGAUUUUAGUAUUCUGGCUUUCUAAA
This is a messenger RNA of Gadus morhua (Atlantic cod), 1464 nucleotides long. RefSeq names its product N-acetylglucosamine-1-phosphate transferase subunit gamma (gene gnptg). The record is from RefSeq and is a predicted model, not a curated record. NCBI's taxonomy places the organism in Eukaryota, Metazoa, Chordata, Actinopteri, Gadiformes, Gadidae. Gene Ontology annotation, cellular component: Golgi apparatus. Bases 456 to 1325 code for a protein of 289 amino acids. The transcript is spliced from 11 exons.